AUGCUGUGCUUCCUGAGGGGAAUGGCCUUCAUCCCCAUCCUCCUGGUGACCUGGUUGUCCUCCACCUUCAUCAUCUCCUACGUGGUUGCCGUGCUCUCCGGGCACGUCAGCCCCUUCCUCCCCUACAUCAGUGAUACAGGAACAACACCUCCAGAGAGUGGAAUUUUUGGAUUUAUGAUAAACUUCUCUGCAUUUCUUGGUGCAGCCACGAUGUAUACAAGAUAUAAAAUAGUAGAGAAGCAAAACCAAACCAGCUAUUUCAGCACUCUUGUUUUUAACUUGGUGUCGUUAGUUCUAGGACUGGUGGGAUGCAUCAGAAUGGGCAUUGUAGCCAAUUUCCAGGAGUUAGCUGUCCCCAUGGUACACGAUGGCGGUGCCUUUUUGGCAUUUGUCUGCGGUGUUAUGUACACACUCCUGCAAUCCAUCAUCUCUUACAAAUCAUGUCCCCAGUGGAACAGCCUUUCCACAUGCCGCAUACGGAUGGCCACCUCUGCCGUUUCCUCUGCAGCCGUCAUCCCCAGAGCUAUAGGGACUUCCCUGGUGAGCGGGGCACACCGGGCCGUGGUUCACGGGGUCUGCGGCUGCGCAGAAGCCCUGGGAGCAGACGGGGCCGAGGCAGCCGAGCGCAGAGAACACGCCUGGGCUUCCGGCUCCGCCCGCGGAGCUUCUCGCGGAAGGCUCUGGAAGUGUGGGAGCAGCGGAGCUGUUCUGGACGCCGUGCUGAUCAGGUGUGUUUGCAGUCUUGGGGAUGAGGCUGCCGAGAACGUGGUUCUUCGCGUUUUUCUUUCUUGGUUCUUUUCCAGUGUGGUUUUUCCUCACACGUGCCGAGAUCAGAUCUUUACCUCAGGGCUUUGGCGGGUGAGAAAGGAUCCUCCCCAGCCUUUUCUUCCUUUGGGAAUCGUGUGGAAAGGGGUUUUCUUUGGUUUUUCAUGUAGGAUUGUAGAAGUGCCUCCUUUUCCGAAGCUCUGUCUUCCACCCCUCGGAUUUAUAUUUGACUUCGGGCGGUGUUCGUAA
This is a messenger RNA of Lagenorhynchus albirostris (white-beaked dolphin), 1014 nucleotides long. RefSeq names its product DNA damage-regulated autophagy modulator protein 1-like. The coding region runs from base 1 to 1014 and encodes 337 amino acids. The transcript has 2 exons. Gene Ontology annotation, biological process: regulation of autophagy. The record is from RefSeq and is a predicted model, not a curated record. Lineage: Eukaryota; Metazoa; Chordata; Mammalia; Artiodactyla; Delphinidae. Gene Ontology annotation, cellular component: lysosome.